Molecule: messenger RNA, 2027 nt
Organism: Myotis brandtii (Brandt's bat)
Lineage: Eukaryota; Metazoa; Chordata; Mammalia; Chiroptera; Vespertilionidae
Gene: HABP2
Product: hyaluronan binding protein 2
Exons: 12
Coding region: 108-1661 (517 amino acids)
Biological process (GO): proteolysis; blood coagulation
Molecular function (GO): serine-type endopeptidase activity; calcium ion binding
Source: RefSeq, a predicted model, not a curated record
CAUCCUCUUCAUUUGUUCCUGAAUCCUUGGAGACGGACAUUUUCCCCCCGUAAAGGCAUGGAAAGAAAUUUAAUUUAGAGAAAAACCGGAGUCCUUAAGCUGCAAAGAUGUCUGCCAGAAUGUCUGAUCUCCGUGUCCUGCUGCUUCUGGCUCUGGUGGGAAGGACAGCCUUUGGGUUUUCUCUGAUGUCCCUGUUCCCAGACCUGGACCCAGAUCCAUGCCUGUCCAGCCCCUGUGAGCACGGUGGGACCUGCCUCGUCAGCGGGGACACUUUCAAGUGCAGCUGCCUGGACCCUUUCUCUGGAAGCAGGUGCCAGAAUGUGGAAAACAAGUGCAAGGAAAACCCAUGUGGCCUGGGCGAAUGUCUCAUUACUCAGAGUCCUCCCUACUACCGCUGUGCCUGCAAGCACCCCUACAGGGGUCCAGACUGCUCCACAGCGGUUCCUGUGUGCAGGCCAAACCCCUGCCGAAACGGUGGUACCUGCUCCCGGAACCGGCGAAGAUCCAAGUUCACCUGUGCCUGUCCCGACCAGUUCAAGGGGAAAUUCUGUGAAAUAGGUUCUGAUGACUGCUAUGUUGGUGAUGGCUACUCUUACCGGGGGAAAGUGAGUAAGACAAUCAACCAGCACUCAUGCCUUUACUGGAACUCCCACCUCCUCUUGCAAGAGAAUUACAACAUGUUUAUGGAGGAUGCUGAAGCCCACGGGAUUGGGGAGCACAACUUCUGCAGAAACCCAGAUGGAGACAAAAAGCCCUGGUGUUUCAUUAAAGCAAACAGUGCAAAGGUGAAAUGGGAGUACUGUGAUGUCCCAGCCUGCCCAGCCCUAGACAUUACCGACCCCGUAGAGCCCCUGACCAAGCUUCCAGGCUUUGACUCGUGUGGGAGGACUGAGAUAACAGAGAGAAAAAUCAAGAGGAUCUACGGAGGCUUUAAGAGCACGGCGGGCAAGCACCCGUGGCAGGUGUCCCUGCAGACCUCGCUGCCACUGACCACCUUCAUGCCCGAGGGCCACUUCUGUGGGGGGGCGCUGAUCCACCCCUGCUGGGUGCUCACUGCUGCCCACUGCACUGACCUAAAAGCCAAAAAUCUAAGAGUGGUACUAGGGGACCAGGACUUGAAGAAGACAGAAUUCCAUGAGCAGACCUUCAGGGUGGAGAAGAUACUCAAGUACAGCCACUAUCAUGAACGAGAUGACAUUCCCUACAACGAUAUUGCUUUGCUCAAGCUAAAGCCAGUGGAUGGUCACUGUGCUCUAGAAUCCAAAUAUGUGAGGACUGUAUGUUUGCCUGAUGGUCCCUUUCCCUCUGGGACCGAGUGCCACAUCUCUGGCUGGGGUGUUACAGAAACAGGGGAAGGGUCCCGACAUCUCCUGGAUGCCAAAGUCAAGCUGAUCGCCAACACUCUGUGCAACUCCCGCCGACUCUACAACCACACGAUCGACGAGACCAUGAUCUGUGCGGGAAAUCUGCAGAGGCCUGGGCAAGACACCUGCCAGGGUGACUCUGGAGGCCCUCUGACCUGUGAGAAGGACGGGACCUACUAUGUCUACGGGAUAGUGAGCUGGGGCGAGGAAUGUGGGAAGAAGCCAGGGGUCUACACCCAAGUUACCAAGUUCCUGAAUUGGAUCAAAGCCACCAUCCAAAGGGAGACUGGCUUCUAAGGUGCCUUCCGAACCUCAGAGCCCCUUCUCCUGAGCACCCAGACCAGGCAAGGCCUCGUGGGCAGCAAUGGACACCCCUGGGAGCCUCCAGGAUGCACACGGCGAAGUGUCCGUGCUCUAAGCAGAGACAACAGCUCCCCGGCCUGGGGCGUCCCGGACCAACAUCUCCACCAUCAUCAGGCUCCCUCCUGAGUCAGUCGGGAAAUGACAGAACCGGCCCUAAAUAUAUUGUGCUUGCUUCCCUUCACACCAUGGCACCUUCUAGAAAAUCAUGGUUCACUGACUGCCUCCACCUCGGGACAUUUGCAAAUGUGGGAUCUCUCAACGUUCCACAUCGGUGGGUGUCCCCUUGGCACCUGUAGGCCU